GCCAGAAUCUGCCCAGACCACUUUCCAUCAGUAGAUUUUGGCUUUCGGUAUUCGACAUAUGUUGUGCUAAUCUGGAAUUGAUCUUCGUCAGUAGGUGAGCUCGGGAGGUCGCGCGGCGGAAUUGUGCCCGUAUUUGCUUUUGUCAGCCUCUCAACAGUCUGCUAGAAGCAAUUAUAAGAGAUCGGUCAUGGCUUUGACCACUGGGGUUGUGGCAGAUACACACUGCUGAGCAAAUGAUGGCGAUCCCAAGAAAACAGACAUCCCACAUCACAGUGUUUAAAAGGACAGCUCCUGCGGCCGUCACCUAUGAUCUUUCAAGGGCUGACAGUGUGACCAUCACUGUGCCUGUUUCAUCUACUUGGACUUCUGGUCCACACUGGCACGAGACUCAUACCGAAUUCCUUCAGAUCUUGCGAGGACGCGCAUUUGUCAGACUUGGGAAUCGAUGCGCGGUCUAUAGAGCGGAGGAUGGCGCAAUCGAAGUACCGAGAUAUACAGUGCAUGAAUGGCGCCGGAUUGCAGGAGAUGAGGAGCAAGAAGACCUCGUGGUCCGUGAAUGGACGGUGCCUGAGGACGGUCAAAAGGAAAUCUUUUUCCGGAUGCUCAACUCGUUUCUGACAGAAACUCAUCCCAGCUCCCUAUACACACCGCCCGCCAUGAUCCCCAAAUGGGUCCAGACCCGAAUCGAGCACUGGGUUGUGGCAUUGCAGUUGUUUUGCAUCUUUUGCUCCUGGGACAACUGGCCGGUAUUGAUCGGAGAGGACAAUGGAUGGGUCAGCUGGGCGGCGACACAUUUGGUGUUGAGAGUUUCGUUGGCGAUUGGAUUUGUGCUUGGGUUAAGAGGGACAUACAGUGCAUACGUCAAUGACGAGCUGCUACGUCGAGCCACACGGGUGAAUGGCACUCAGAAGACAAGAUGAUGAGAUAAUGAAACCAUGGCGCAGAGGUCUCGACCAGGUAUGGAGAUGUGGCAUACAAGUCGGCAGUGGAUAGAUGUCUUCUGCGAAUGAUGGUGGGAUUGUCGCACGUGUCAGCUGGAAUAAAGGCGUGGUGACACCCGCUCUCGUAAACAAUGGGCAGCCCCGGGUACUCAGGCGGAUAUCUACCUAGGUGGGUAUGGGUUCCUGCCAGCCCUACGAGAUUUAUUUUAGGGCCCAUUGUCGCG
Molecule: messenger RNA, 1165 nt
Organism: Cladophialophora immunda
Lineage: Eukaryota; Fungi; Ascomycota; Eurotiomycetes; Chaetothyriales; Herpotrichiellaceae
Exons: 1
Coding region: 234-920 (228 amino acids)
Source: RefSeq, a predicted model, not a curated record